Molecule: messenger RNA, 2310 nt
Organism: Verticillium alfalfae VaMs.102
Lineage: Eukaryota; Fungi; Ascomycota; Sordariomycetes; Glomerellales; Plectosphaerellaceae
Product: SCF E3 ubiquitin ligase complex F-box protein grrA
Exons: 4
Coding region: 1-2310 (769 amino acids)
Molecular function (GO): protein binding
Source: RefSeq, a predicted model, not a curated record
AUGAUAGCCGCCCAGUCGUCGGGCAGCGGUGGCGCGCCCCUCCACCCUGAAGACUCUCGAUCUUCUUCAUCGACAAACUCGCCUGCUCCGGCUGACAACGAAGAAUCCGACUUUUUCCACGGCGGAAACGAUUCUGUAUCCUCCCUCGGCGUGCCAAAUAUCGAGGACAUGCAGGUCAGCGACGUGGACGACGAGUGUCUCACUGGCAUAGCCCUGCUGCCCAACGAGAUCAUCAUCAGCGUCUUUGCCAAGCUGAACACCACAUCCGACCUAUUUCAUUGUAUGCUGGUCAGCAAGCGUUGGGCCAAGAAUGCUGUCGAUCUAUUGUGGCAUCGCCCCGCCUGCACCAACUGGAGGAACCAUUCGUCCAUCUGCCAGACUCUGCAGCUGAAGAACCCAUUCUUCGCAUACCGCGACUUUAUCAAGCGGCUGAACCUUGCUGCCAGCGGUCUCGCUGAUAAGAUCAACGAUGGCAGCGUUAUUCCGCUCUCCGUCUGCAGCCGCAUCGAGCGCCUCACGCUGACGAACUGCCGCAACCUGACCGACCAAGGCCUUGUGCCUCUCGUUGAGAACGCCACGGCUCUCCUGGCUUUAGAUGUUUCGGGAGACGAGAACAUCACGGAUGCCUCUAUUCGAACCAUCGCUCAGUACUGCAAGCGACUUCAGGGCCUUAAUAUUUCCGGCUGCCGUCACAUUACGAACGAGAGCAUGAUCGCUCUGGCAGAGAGCUGCAGAUACAUCAAGAGACUUAAACUCAACGAGUGCGCCCAGCUGCAGGAUGUCGCGAUCCAAGCAUUUGCCGAAAACUGCCCUAACAUCCUCGAGAUCGACCUUCACCAGUGCAACCAAAUCCAAAAUGAGCCCAUCACUGCGUUGGUCGCUAAGGGCCAGUCCCUCCGCGAGCUGCGCCUGGCUGGCUGUGAUCUGAUUGAUGAUCAGGCCUUCCUGAACCUGCCCCUCGGCAAGACAUAUGAUCACUUGCGCAUCCUAGAUCUGACUUCGUGCGCUCGCCUGACUGAUGCCGCCGUGAGCAAGAUCAUCGAAGCCGCGCCUCGUCUUCGUAAUCUGGUCCUGGCCAAGUGCCGCAACAUCACCGAUGUCGCCGUACAUGCCAUCGCAAAGCUGGGUAAGAACUUGCAUUAUCUGCACCUGGGUCACUGCGGCCACAUCACAGACGAGGCAGUCAAAACCCUCGUGGCGCACUGCAAUAGAAUACGAUAUAUCGAUCUCGGAUGCUGCACGCUUCUGACCGAUGAUUCCGUCGUUCGCCUCGCCCAGUUGCCAAAGCUCAAGCGUAUCGGUCUCGUCAAGUGCAGUAGUAUCACUGAUGAGUCCGUAUUCGCGCUUGCCCGCGCUAAUCACCGGCCCCGGGCUCGCCGCGACGCCUAUGGUGCUGUCAUCGGCGAAGAGUACUACGCGUCCAGCCUGGAGCGUGUGCACCUCAGCUAUUGCACCAACCUUACCCUCAAAAGCAUUAUUAAGCUACUCAACUACUGCCCUCGACUUACCCACCUUAGUCUGACGGGCGUCACCGCUUUUUUGAGAGAGGAAUUCAGUAAAUUCUGCCGACCUCCACCGUCAGAAUUUACUGAGCAUCAGCGUGGCGUCUUCUGCGUCUUCUCGGGCGCUGGCGUUUCUCGUCUUCGCGACUACGUCAACACGGAUGAUGAGUACGCAUCGUUGAGAGAGUGGCCCCUUCGGUUCCAGCGCAGCCACGCGCCGUCGGCCUCCCGCAUGGCAGACUCUCAUACCAAUUCCCUGAUGAGGCCCAACGUCGGUGGCAGCUCCACAUUACUUGGUAUCGAGGGUCCCUACGGCGAGAUUGACGAGCAAGAGCGUGAAGGUACUGAAGAAGAAGAGGUCUUGGAUGCCGACGGCAACGAGAUGGGGGCGGAUAACCAGCCUCCGACGAUGAACGCGCAAAACCUGGUCAAUAGCAACGCUGCUGCUGGCGUUCCUCCGGCUCCCCCCAGUCAUCCCGUGCCAUCUGCCAACAUGCCGACCCCACCGCCCAUCUACCAACUCCCUCCGCACAACCAAGCCAAUCUGGCGACGUUUCAGCACAUCAUGAAUGCGGUUGCCCACUCGAGACCAUCGCAGCCAACGGCCGUUUCUGGAUACGAUUCCGCAGGUCUCAGCUCGGCUUCAUCUUCACUCCCCGCGACGAUGAUUUCGCCCCAAGGCACCAAUGCCGGGCAGAGCGAUUCGACUGGUCGGCAGGCGUCACCCCCAGGGGCAAGCACCGCCUCGUUGACCAGCCCUCACAACUACGGCAGCGGAAGUAGCUCUCAGACUGGACCUGCUCCUUGA